AUGCGUUUUGCCCGUAUGUUAACGCCAACUCAACGCUUUCGCCCUGCAAAUGGUCGGUCAGUCCCUGGAACAAGUACUAGCAGUACUCCUGUAGGCGCACUUGCUGGAGUUACUACACUUGCUUCGAAGAAUGCUACACAAUUAUUGGAUCGUGAUGCCAUUGUUACAUUAUUACUUCUUUUUUUCAUCGAUCCAGUCCGUCUUAAUACUCAACGUUUGCAGAAGCUCAUUAAAAGUCUUUGCGCACAAAAUGUAACAUGUGAUUUCGUGAUCUGGUGCUUAAUUGCUCUGCUUGACAAAGUAGACGAAGAAGCUGUUCAGUAUGAGGAUUUUGGUGGUACAGUGUCCGGUUGGUUAGAUCAAAUAUGCGUAUACAGCGGUAUUGGACAACAUGAACAAGCAAUCAAAUUCUUCAAGAGUACUCAUAUAGUGGCGUUACAUCCGGCAGUCUUAGCAACGGUCUGUCGUCUUGUACUAGAUACACUAAUCAGUCUUGCAAAAACUUAUCCGGGUCAUUUUCUUCCUGCGAACCUACGUGAUCCAGGUUAUCUCUCCAAUGCGGGGUUGUUUACGCCACCAUUCUCACAGUUUUGGGCUAUUGUUCAUAGCUUGUCGAAAGCUGAUGUGUUAUCCCGUGCUACACAUCGACAUGGCCUAUCAUUAGAGACAGCUUUGGGACCAGGUGGCCUUAAUGCAAGUAUGGCUGCUUUCUCACUUGAAGAUAGUGCUAUCGGUGUACUUAUGGAGCAUAUUAAGCGUCCAGUUAUUCUCUCAUCGUCAAUAUUGCAGGAUAAAUUGCUUCGCCUUAUAUGCACGAUUGUCCAAACUUUGCCAGAGGAAACCAUCACGAAAUUGGCGAUUGAUUCGACUGCGGAAAAACCUCCACUUAGCCAGCAACUCGAACAUAUUGUUUUAGUCUUGACAGAAGGUGAUUGUUCAGAAGAAGGAUUAGCAGAUGGACGUACCUUGCUAUUGGAAUUGAUUCGUGCUCUUACUCCAUCUACGAAAACCUUUAUAAUGUCUCUCCUUAUAAAUGCUGCUGAACGCCUAGGAGCCCGACUUUUGCCACAUGUCGAGAAACUUGAAGAAGAGCUGAAAGAGCUACCUAACGACGGGAACCCUUCAUCAUCGAUUGAUCAACAACCAUCGGGCUCGAAAGUUGCAGUUAAUCGUUAUGACGAAUCGGUGAUUGUGAUCAGUGGAAUUUUGAAUUCGCGAGCGGUCAUGAAUGCAUCUGGCUGUUACGAACUGCAAUUACCAGCAAUGAAAGCACUUACUGACAAAAGUGGAAUCCAGAAUAUAUUUCUAAGAACACUGCAGACAAUUAUCAAAAUAAGAGAAGUGCUGCAAUCACAUGCAAGGUGUAUUGAGAUUGAUGUGAGUACUGACACUGCAGGUGAGCAGGACGACGAACGUGGAACGGGAGAAAACACCGCAAAUGCAACCGAAGAAUAUGAAAGGAAAAGAUUUGCCGAGAAAGAAGAAAGCAUGAGUGUAUUAUUAAAUACGUUAGAACCGUUAUGGGAACUUGUAUCAAGAUGUCUGAAACGUCUUACAAAUGCAGAUGCACAUGCAGCUUUAGCUCUUCAACCAAGUGCGGAAGCUUUUUUUCUGGUAUACGGAUCAGAAUUGUCUUCUGCUGAUCCAAGUAAACUUCAUGACCAUCCGGAUGCUCAAAAACUUCUUCAUUUCGCAGAGAAGCACCGGAAUAUGUUGAAUCAGGUUCUUAGGCAAAAUGGUGGUGGGUUAACGGAUGGUCCAUUCGCAGUGCUAACUCAGAUGCCGAAAUUACUGGAUUUUGAUGUUAAGCGUAUCUACUUUCGGAAACAGAUGCAAAAAAUCGAUGAACGUGUUAGAGGUGAAGACGUAGCGGUGAGGAUUCGUCGCAGUCACUUAUUCAGUGAUAGUUUCCGUGAGUUAUUCAGACUGCGUGGUCCGGAGUGGAAGGCGAGAUUUUAUAUCAUAUUCGAGGGUGAAGAAGGACAAGAUGCUGGUGGAUUGCUACGUGAAUGGUUUUCAAUUAUUACAAGAGAGAUUUUCAAUCCCAAUUAUGCACUGUUUAUAACUUCUCCAGGGGAUCGUGUAACAUACAUGAUAAAUAAAUCUUCGUAUAUUAAUCCGGAACAUUUGGAAUAUUUCAAGUUUGUUGGAAGAAUAAUAGCAAAGGCAAUUUAUGAGAAUAAAUUACUGGAAUGCUAUUUUACCCGAGCAUUUUAUAAGCACAUUUUAAGUGUUCCUGUUCGAGCACAGGAUUUAGAAUCUGAGGAUCCUAGUUUCUACAAGUCAUUGGAAUUCUUGCUCAAUAAUCCAAUCGAAGAUCUUGGUACUGAACUUACGUUUAGUUUAGAAGUUGAAGAAUUUGGAGUUAGAAAAAUGCGUAUGCUGAAAGAAAAUGGGUCAUCAGUUCCAGUUACUGAUGGAAAUAAAGAAGAAUAUGUAAAGCUCGUUUGUCAGAUGAAAAUGACUGGUUCCAUUAAUCAGCAGUUGAAUGCAUUUUUGGAAGGCUUUUACGAAAUAAUUCCGAAGCAUCUAAUAUCAAUUUUUAAUGAGCAAGAAUUAGAAUUGUUGAUAAGUGGACUUCCAAAUGUUGAUAUCGAUGAUCUCUAUGCAAAUACAGAAUACAAGACGUACACGAAAUCCUCGUCUCAGAUACAGUGGUUCUGGAAAGCAUUACGUUCAUUUGAACAGGAAGAUCGUGCAAAGUUUCUACAGUUCGUUACUGGUACAAGCAAAGUUCCCUUACAAGGUUUCGCUGCACUUGAGGGCAUGAAUGGUACACAGAAAUUUUCUAUUCAUUUGGAUUCGCGAUCUUCAGAUCGAUUACCAACAGCACAUACAUGUUUCAAUCAGUUGGAUCUUCCUCAAUAUGAAACAUAUGACAAGCUUCGGGAUAUGUUAUUACUAGCAGUACGUGAAUGUACCGAAGGAUUUGGUUUUGCUUAA
Molecule: messenger RNA, 2943 nt
Organism: Brugia pahangi
Lineage: Eukaryota; Metazoa; Nematoda; Chromadorea; Rhabditida; Onchocercidae
Source: the annotation of a GenBank genome assembly